AUGAAGGUUCAGAGCAACUUAGAAUUGCAUGAGCAAUCUGAUUUAUCAAAGGGAGGAGACAGCCAUGCUGAAAGUGACUCCAAUAUGAAAAGAGUUGUUGUAGCUGCAGAAGAGAAAAUAAAAGAAGAAAUAGCUAACAACUUCGACAUCAACAGCAGCUUAAAAGCUAUUCGUAUAGUAGACGUGGGGUGCUCCUAUGGAACAACUACGAUUCUAGCGGUGCAGAACAUCAUAGAAGCCAUUAAAUCAAAAUACAAAUUGAGAGGACUCGAAGAUCAAAUCCCGGAAUUCCAAGUGUUCUUCAACGACCUUCAAUCAAAUGAUUUCAACACCCUUUUCAAAAUACUCCCUCCCAAUAGGGAAUAUUUUGCGGCUGCACUACCCGGUACAUUCUACAAACCAUUACUUCCCAAGGAGUCUCUGCAUGUUGUUCACUCUUCUAAUUCCUUAAAUUGGCUCUCUGAGAUUCCAAGAGAGGUUCAGGAAAGUACUUCUCCGGCAUGGAAUAGAGGGAGAAUUCAUUAUAUAAAUGCACGUAUGGAAGUCAUGGAGGCCUACGCAGCUCAAUAUGCUAAGGAUUGGGAAACGUUCUUGUGUGCUAGAGCUCACGAUGUUGCUGUUGGUGGGCUAAUGGCAUUGCUUGUUCCUGUAGUUCCUGAUGAGGUUGAUCUCAGCUCUGAGACUCUUACUGGUGGAGAUUUCCUUAUUUUUGAAUCUUGCCUAAUUGAAAUGGUCAUGGCGGGAGUAAUCAAUGAAGAACAAGUGGACUCCUUGAAUCUGGGCUUUUACUUCUCAAGUCCACAGGAAUUAAAUGGCAUCGUCCAAAAAAAUGGGCUUUUCAGCAUCGUUAGCAUGGAAAAAUUGCAUAGUCUUCACUCAAGUAGUGUCCCACUGGAAAAACGUACAUUGAUUUUAAAAGCUGGACUUGAAGGGAUAUUCGAACGUCACUUUGCAAGUGAUGAGGUCGUGGAUGAGAUUUUUUAUCGUUUCUCUAAGAAAGUUGUAGUUUCUUCAAUUCAUUUACAUCCAGAGAACAAUAAAAUGUUGGUCCUGUUUCUUCUUCUUAAGCGCAAGCCAUGA
Messenger RNA from Ziziphus jujuba (common jujube), 1080 nucleotides. Its product is annotated as loganic acid O-methyltransferase-like. Gene Ontology annotation, molecular function: S-adenosylmethionine-dependent methyltransferase activity. Gene Ontology annotation, biological process: methylation. Lineage: Eukaryota; Viridiplantae; Streptophyta; Magnoliopsida; Rosales; Rhamnaceae. The transcript is spliced from 3 exons. The record is from RefSeq and is a predicted model, not a curated record. Bases 1 to 1080 code for a protein of 359 amino acids.